Molecule: messenger RNA, 3573 nt
Organism: Vespula pensylvanica (western yellowjacket)
Lineage: Eukaryota; Metazoa; Arthropoda; Insecta; Hymenoptera; Vespidae
Gene: Neurochondrin
Product: neurochondrin homolog
Exons: 2
Coding region: 1207-3456 (749 amino acids)
Biological process (GO): neuron projection development; regulation of neuronal synaptic plasticity
Cellular component (GO): dendrite
Source: RefSeq, a predicted model, not a curated record
UAUAUAUAUAAUGUUUCAAACCAUUUAUAUUUAGGAGACUAUCUUUGCUCCUUUCCUUUUCUCAUUCCGUCUCUUUCAUUCUUUCAUCUUAUCUAUGCUGUAUAAUUAUGUGUAUAUAUAUAUAUAUAUACAUGCAUGUGUGACGUGUGUACGGUGGUGUGACAUAUAUAUAUACACAGCAUACAUGCGUACCGUUCAAUGAUACAUUCAUAUAUAAUUACGUAUAGUAUAGAUUUGAAGGAGAGAGUGAAUCGGUAGGUCGCCAGAGGUCAGACGUGUCUCGUUUACGUACGUUGCUCCUGCAACAAAGCUUCGCGGGAAGAUACGCGAUGUUUUACCCUUUGCAAGUUCUCCCUUCUCGGCGACGAGGAUCAUACCCGAAAUAGAUACGUCCCCCUUGGCGAUUGUAAUUCGAGCCGACUCCCCGUUAUAGCACUUUCUUCGCGACGACUAUUUUCGUACGUACCGCUCUUACCGCGCGGUAUCUUUUCAUCGUCCACGCGCGCGAGACGCAGAAAGUGCUUACGAACGCAGCAACGUGUUUUUUAACGUUCUUCUUUGGAUACCACCCACGUAUUUAUUUUGCACAUCGUUUUUAGAGUUCCUUCGAAGGAAUAACGAUACGAACAAACGAACAUUUCAAUGUUAUCGUUUUGUCUUCAACAAAGGAGACAAUUGAAAAAUAAUUGAUGAAAUUGAACUGCGCAAUAUUUUUGUCAAAAUAAAUAAUAUUGAGUAUUUUUUAAUCGUAUAAAAAGAAAAGUAGGAGAAUAUAAAAAAGUUCGAUCGUUCGAUAUCAUCGAGAGGAAGAAUUAAAUUCGAAUCAACGUUGAUACUUAACCAAUAAAGAAUUAUUUUUGGAAGAGAAGAAGGUUUAACUUUUUCACAAAAGCGUUUACACGUACGUACCAUAGUUUGAAACUAAGAAGUUAUUUUUAUACUGAAAGAGAGAACGUGUCAAAGGGCAAGGCUAUAGUGCUUGAGGUGUUUGUCCUAGCUAGCUUCUAUGCCAGUUUCCUUUCGACAGUGCUACGUGCAAGGCGUGACUCUAGAGCAUUCUUAAUCUGUGAGUUCUUAUGAAUAUAUUGUAAUUUUUGAGCAUCAAUGUUCGAUGCACUUUGUGAGAAGUGGUCAGUGACAUAUUGCUGUAUUUUUUAUAUACAUACAUAUUUAUCUAAAAUUCAUUGAUAUAAAUAAAGCAGCAAUAUGAGUAUUCCAGAGGAUGUAAAAAAAUGCGUUGCCAUUUUAAAGUCGGUUAAUACCGACUCUGAAAAGUUUGCAGUUCUUUUCAUGGUAACUAAAUUAGUAAAUGCCAAAGAUUGUAAUCUAGCUGCUAAGCAAAUGCUUUUUGAAGCUAUUGGUACAAAAUUUGUAAAGAAAUUAUUAUCAAGCGACACAGUUCCUGUCGAUUGUCCGGCACAAGUGUACAAAUCAGUAGCAUUAUCCAUCCUUUCUGCCUUUUGUGGAGAGUCAGAAUUAGCAUCUCAUCCAGAUAUGAUAACACAUGUUCCUGCUCUUCUUGAAAUUAUUUCUCAAGCUGAUGAAGAUGCAGCUGAUGACAUGUUAAUUAUUGUUAGCGAAGCUUACAGAUGCUUACAAAGCAUUGCACAAUUUUUACCAGGUCAAAAGAUACUCCUGGAACAUAAAGCAAUAUCUAAAAUGUGUGACAUUUAUUCUGAGAAAAGUUUUCAAACGGAUGAAGCUCUAGACAUUUUGGUUACUUUAGUUGGAAGAUAUGGUCCAGAUGCUUGGGAUGCAACAGAUACAGUACCAUUCCAUGCAAUUAUGAAUAAAAUUGCAUGUGAUUUUGAAACAGAUCACACAGAGAGAAAAUUUAAAUUAUGUAGUAUCUUGCAGGCAUUAUUGAUUUCUUGCAGAAAAGAAUUAAUAUCAAUGACUGCAAAAGAUGAAUCUUGGCCUCUUAGUAUCCACAAAGGAUUAAGCGAUAUUCUUGGUUCAAAGAUAGGGAAAAAUCAACGAGAUCCAGCUUUGAAAUUAGCUUCAGUUAUGAUGGAGCUAUUAGGUGCUGAAUGGACCAUGUUAAAUAAGGAAAAACCAAAGAUACUUAUACUAUUAUUAAUUCAGUUAGGAUCAAUAGAAGUUAGAAUGCAAUUGGAAGGUCAUCAGCUUAAAACUGUUGUUGCAAAUGGUGAAUUAGUUACAGCUUGUUUUGCAAUUCUUGAAAUUUCUCUCAUGUAUAUUAUCUCAGAUCAAUUAGAUCUAGAACAAAAAGAAAAGCAAUCUUUAUAUACAGCUUUGAAAGGUGCUUUUGCUGCUAUUAUUGGCCUAUUAAAUUCAGUAUCAAAAAUGAAAGAAUUGACUGAUAUCAAGGAACGUAUUUUCGUUUGUGCAAUGGUUAGAGUACUUGCAGCAUGGCUAGCACAAGAAACAACUGCAAUGAGGCCGCAAGUUUAUGCGGUAUUGCCAUUUGUAUUAACAAUAGCCAAUGAUACAUUUUAUGCCUACCGUAAUAGAAAACUUGCAGAAAAAGCAAAAGCAGGUGCUAAAGGUGGAAAUAUCAAAAAUGAAGAAGGAUCAUCCUCUGUUGAAUCAGUACCACGUGAUCCAUUAAGUGAAAUUGAUUUAUUAAGAUUGCUUCUACCAGCUUUGUGUUAUUUAGCAGUAGAAGAGGAUGCUAGAAAAAUUUUACUUACUCACAAACAAGAUGAAAUCUUAUUUGAAAGUUUAUCUUAUCAUUGGACAAUAGUACAUUAUAAAAAACCACCAGUUCCAAGAUCGGAACGCUUAAAAGCAUUGAAAGAAACAGAUAAAACAGAUGAAUUGGACUUACAAACUUUAGAAGAAAUGAAGGAUUCAAGGACAGCAAUGGUUUCUAUAUGCAAUGUUUUAAUGAAUAUAACUGUGUUAGAAGCCAAAUUAGUAGAGGAAUCUCCCAUAUAUAUUUCUUUAUUGAAAUUCAUUUUCAAUAAUCUUCCAGAAUUGAAACAAAUGCCAGACAAUUUAGUUCUUCAUGGUCAUUUAGCAGUUUUAGGACUGUUAUUAUUAAAACAACAAGCAAAGCGUAUUAAGAAGAAUGAUUUUUCAAUAUGCCGUUAUAUUCAAGCUACUAUUAGAUUUUUAUGGGAUGCAUAUAUAAUAGAUGAAAGUAAUGAUCCAACUGAAUUAGUUGUUGCUAUGUCCUAUAAAGAACGUUGGAUGGAACUUAUGGAGCUCUGGUUUCUUGGAAUGCAAACAAUGGCUGGAGUAUUACAAGUAAUACCAUGGUUAUCACAAUUUACAAUUGAAUCUGGAUGGGCAGAAGAAAUUAUUGAAACUUUGAAAAAAGUUAAAAUAGGUAGUUUACAACCAAAUGUAAAAUCUGCUUUUGAAGAUCUACUAUGUCAUCUGGUACAGGCAGAUCAAGGUGUUGCAGCAGUUUUGAAGAAAUGUGGAGCAUUGACAGUUUGCAGAAAUCAUCGCAUGAUGGAACUUGGAAAACAUUUGUUUGGAGAUUAAAAUUAAAUUCUUUAAUAAUUUAUAUAUAUAUAUAUACAUAUACACACACAUAUAUAUAUAUCAAUUAAAAGUAAUUUUUAUUAAUUUUUGCAAGAUUCUAUAUGCUUUGUACAAUUA